This is a messenger RNA of Drosophila nasuta, 725 nucleotides long. RefSeq names its product UPF0389 protein CG9231. The transcript has 2 exons. The record is from RefSeq and is a predicted model, not a curated record. Lineage: Eukaryota; Metazoa; Arthropoda; Insecta; Diptera; Drosophilidae. The coding region runs from base 128 to 529 and encodes 133 amino acids.
UGGUCACGCUGAUUGACGACCAUUGCAUAAAGUUUACCGUCCUCAUCCCCCGAGCAAUUGCGAUUUAAAAACAACUCAAAGAAGCCGGUUUUUAUUUAGAACAUCGCAGACGAAACUGAGUAACAACAUGCUAACUAAGCCAGUGUUAAUUGCCGCCUUGGGAAAGCGUGCCUGCAAUAUGCUGACGCAACGUAGCGUUGGCAGCACGCAAGUAUUGAGCCAGGGCAUUAAAAAUCAUAUUCCCAAUGAUUUGGAGAAGCGCUUCUUGGUUUGGAGUGGCAAGUACAAGUCGGCUAGCGAGAUUCCUGCUUUGGUGAGUCAGGAGGAAAUGGAGCGUUGCCGCAACAAAAUUCGUAUCAAGAUGGCAAACAUCAUGAUUGGCUUAACUGUAGUCGGUUGCGCUCUUAUGGUUUAUAGUGGUAAACAGGCUGCAAAGCGAGGUGAAUCGGUGACAAAGCAAAAUCUGGAAUGGCAUAAUCAGUUUAAUCAGGCUGCUGCCAAUACGGACGCCGCAGCUGGAGGCAAAUAAAUACGCGACACGAAAACCCUAAAUGCAACAACUGUGAACCUUAUGGAAAUAUGUAUUAUGUAUAAUUUGAUGUUGGGUUCUUCGGUGCGUAUAAGUGAUAUUUGCAACUUUUCUUUGUUAGCAUCGAGUAGAAUCCAGAUGCAAUCUGUUAUUGUAGCACACACACAGCACUGAAAUAAAUAUUUAGAAAAUUUUA